Molecule: messenger RNA, 3007 nt
Organism: Dunckerocampus dactyliophorus (ringed pipefish)
Lineage: Eukaryota; Metazoa; Chordata; Actinopteri; Syngnathiformes; Syngnathidae
Product: glycerol-3-phosphate dehydrogenase [NAD(+)], cytoplasmic
Exons: 8
Coding region: 120-1175 (351 amino acids)
Biological process (GO): carbohydrate metabolic process; glycerol-3-phosphate catabolic process
Cellular component (GO): glycerol-3-phosphate dehydrogenase (FAD) complex; cytosol
Molecular function (GO): glycerol-3-phosphate dehydrogenase [NAD(P)+] activity; protein homodimerization activity; NAD binding
Source: RefSeq, a predicted model, not a curated record
CGGGCCGGAGUCUCCCAUCAUGCAGGCCAAUAACACGAAAGGGUUGCUUGGCAUGCAGCUGCUGGAGCGUUGCAUAACCUCACUGCAAGUUCACUCACUCAUCGAUUUGCCUCCUCACGAUGGCAGCUGCGAAGAAAGUGUGCAUUAUUGGAUCUGGAAAUUGGGGCUCUGCCAUUGCCAAGAUAGUGGGUGCCAAUGCCGCUCAGAAUCCCAAAUUUGACAACACAGUAAAAAUGUGGGUGUUUGAGGAGACUGUGAAUGGGCGCAAACUGACUGAAAUAAUCAACACUGACCAUGAGAAUGUCAAGUACCUUCCCGGACACAAGCUACCAGCAAAUGUGCUGGCUGUACCAGACCUGGUGGAGGCAUCCAGUGAUGCAGACAUUCUGGUGUUUGUCAUCCCACACCAGUUUAUUGGCAAAGUGUGUGACACCAUGAAGGGGAAAAUAAAGAACGAUGCGCUGGGGAUUUCCCUUAUCAAGGGAGUUGACGAGGGACCCGAUGGACUCAAACUCAUCUCUGAUGUGAUCCAGGAGAAGCUUGGCAUUGCUAUGAGUGUGCUGAUGGGGGCCAACAUCGCCAAUGAAGUUGCUGAUGAAAAGUUUUGCGAGACCACCAUUGGGUGUAAGAAUAAAAACCACGGGGCUCUUCUAAAGGAACUCAUGCAGACCAACAAUUUCCGUGUUACUGUAGUGGAGGAGCACGAUGUGGUGGAAAUCUGUGGUGCUUUAAAGAACAUUGUUGCUGUCGGGGCAGGUUUCUGUGAUGGUCUGGGUUUCGGUGACAACACAAAAGCAGCAGUAAUCCGGUUAGGUUUGAUGGAGAUGAUUGCGUUUGCUCGCAUUUUCUGCACAGCGGGUCCCGUGUCCUCUGCAACCUUCCUGGAAAGCUGCGGCGUCGCUGAUCUCAUCACAACAUGCUACGGUGGUCGAAAUCGCAAAGUAGCCGAAGCUUUUGUGAAGACGGGAAAGUCCAUUGAGGAGCUGGAGAAAGAGAUGCUGAAUGGUCAGAAGCUGCAAGGACCAGCGACUGCUGCUGAGGUCUAUCUUAUCCUCAAGCACAAAGACUUAGUUGACAAGUUCCCACUGUUCAAUGCCGUGUAUCAGAUUUGCUACCAGGGCCAUCCAGUCACAGGGUUUAUCAGCUGCUUGCAGAACCAUCCAGAGCACAUGUAAAAUGCAAAAAAGCCAACCAAGUGCCUUCUACAUGGAGAAAGUUACUGCAUUAUGUCAUCUGCCGACCAGUCACUCCACGGCUGUCAUGAAACAUAGCGAGUGACCCUUGUGUGCACUCCACGGAGACAUUGCACAACCUUUGUGUUUUUAGUCAGGCACUUUGUCCUUAACAGUGGAUUAAAGUGUGUUUUCAUUUCAACAAUCAUGCUAAAACUUGAAGGAUAGUUUAUUCCCCAUAUUCAGAUUUGAUGGGUCUUAUUGCCUGGGAGUUGAAGCCAAAAAAGAAAAUCUGAAUGCAAAUGGCUACAUCAUUUUUAUUUUUAUUCUAGACCUCCAGAUUAACUGGAUGUCAUUAAGUUCCACCUCUCGGAGACAGGAAAGUCAUUCGGCUUGUUUUAGUCUUGCUGUGAUUGCCCUUCACAACAUUGUUUAUGGGGCAUCAUAACAUGCAUUCUGAUUUUAAGGGCCAGCUGAUAUACCGUAAAUUCCGGUGUAUAAGCCGCACCCACUAAAUUUAGAAGAACCACAUUUGUUCAUAUAUAAGCCGCACUGGUAUAUAAGCCGCACGUGUCCACGUCAUAAAAUGACAUAUUGCAGCACGCACACGUCCAUAAGGACCAGGCAGCUUUUUGACAGGAGCCAAUGAUGAGAAAUGAAAAAACUCAGUGAGCUAGUCAACCCAUUGGAAAUUGCAGGAGGUCGUUGCUCAAUAUGUCUGACUCAUGGUGUCAUCUUACGAACAUGAAACUCAUCACACAGCAACUGAACACUCAAAUGUUAUCCCUCAAAAUUAUAGAAACGUACCAAUGUGAGUUUAAUAUGAAAAAAACAACACUUUACAGAUUUUCCAUAAUGCUUUUUGUAUUUGAGAGAACCAUUUCAUUGGAGGAGCAUAGAAAACAUAGAAAAUGGAUAGUGCUGCAAUACUGCCUCUGUCCACCACAGAGACAGAGGACCUGGAGCCCAAAGCCCAGAGGAAAACUGACGGCACUGCAGCACCCCAAUGAAUGAGUUGCUCAAACACAAUGCCUUAUGGGAAGACUUUAAAAUGUUGGGUUUUUUUUUUUCAUUUUAAACUCCUAUUGGGACAUGUUUGUAUAUUUGUCUAGUACAACUCUUGAGUAUUAAGUUGCUGUUAGUCUUAGUAAAGUGCUCUUUAAAAGAUGACACCAUGAGUCAGUUGUUCUUAUACUGGUGGAUGUAUAAUUACCUCCUGCGAUUUCCAGUUGGUUGGCAAGCUUGUUGUGAGUGCACUGAUAGCUCAUGAUUGGCUCCUGCCAAAGAAAGACCCAUUGUUUCCUCACCGACCCACGAGCGGCACAGUAUAUUAAUAACUAUUAUUAAGUAAAGGAGAUGUCACGAGAUUUGAAUUUUAGCUGCACCGCUAUAUAAGCCGCAGGGUUCAAAGAUUAAGAAAAAAAAAUAACGUCUUAUACGCCGGAAUUUACGGUAGGCAAGACCUAUCUCCUUUAGACCUUCAGUGGUGGAAGGAAUUAUGUGGCUAUUCUAACAUUGCCGUCCAGUGGGCACCUGUCCAUUAGCAAAGUUAUUUGCUCAUAAUGUAAUAUCCAGCUUCAUGUCUUUCUAAGCUUUUAGUGUCUUAAAUCAUUUCCUGUCUGUACUGUAUAUUCACGCAUGCACGCACUGUUUUUAACAAAUGCAAGUGCCUUAGUAUGCACGGUUGCUACAGUAAGUCUUGGCUAUUGCAUCUAUUUGUACAAACCAAAGACUUCUGAAAUGUCCGUCCACUAUUGAUGUGACUUUGCCUAACAGCUUGUGUGUUGAAAUAUUAUGUCAGCAUUUGUCUGUGAAUAAACUGCCAUCUAAACAUG